Messenger RNA from Spathaspora passalidarum NRRL Y-27907, 896 nucleotides. RefSeq names its product Fgr32p (gene FGR32). Gene Ontology annotation, molecular function: clathrin binding. NCBI's taxonomy places the organism in Eukaryota, Fungi, Ascomycota, Pichiomycetes, Serinales, Debaryomycetaceae. Gene Ontology annotation, biological process: clathrin-dependent endocytosis; clathrin coat disassembly. The record is from RefSeq and is a predicted model, not a curated record. Gene Ontology annotation, cellular component: vesicle; intracellular membrane-bounded organelle; cytoplasm. The transcript has a single exon. The coding region runs from base 109 to 690 and encodes 193 amino acids.
CAUUUAAAAGAUAGCUUACAAGCGGUUGAUUCAGGAUUGGAAUUAAUUGACGAAAAGGAAAUCGAUUCUAGUGCAAGUAUCACAAGCAAGAGUGUCAAGUAUUGGUAUAUGAAAUUAAUUCUGACUAAAGCUGAGGUAUUGGAAUUAUUAGAAAGAUAUGAAUCAAGUUUGCAAUUAUACAAUUUAUUGAUUCAAAGGUUAGGAACUAAAGACAAGAAAAUCAUGGAUGGAAGAAGACGAGUGGAUAAGAUUGUUAACCCUGAAAAUCAUAUCAAAAAGCCACAACCACAAAGACCAAAGACUGGUUCUUCAGUACCAACUCCUUCUGCCACCCCUAAACCGGUACAGCAGGAAGAAGAAGUAGAUACGUUGGUUAAAGACAAGAUUGACACCAAGAUACAAGCCUGGGCCACCUCGAAACAAAAUAAUCUUCGUGCCAUGUUGACGAAUUUAGACGAGAUAAUCCCAGGCAAAAUCAAUAUGAAACCAGCAUUGAGAAAAUUAUCCUUGAAUGACUUAAUGUUACUGAAACAGGUUAAAAUUCAGUAUAUGAAAGUAAUUAGUUCCAUUCAUCCCGAUAAGCUAGCAUCACAAUGUAAAGGAGAUAAAGAAACCGAACUAAUCUGCAACGGUGUCUUCAUUACUUUGAACAAGCGUUGGGAAGCAUUUAGAAAGGAGGAAAAUAUAUAGAAAUCAUAGUAAAUAGACUAAUACAACCACUGUAUAUAUCACGUGUCUUGUGACAUUUGUGUAUCCAGUUUCACCAGAAUUGAUGUUUUCCAUUUAACUUUUCAAUACAUUGGCAGAACUUUCAAGGAAAAGUUAUCCAAUUAAAUGCCGGUAUUCUUGGAGCUUGUGAAAUUGGAAUAGACUGUGAAAUUUGGCAACAACACACU